AUGAAUAAUGACGCAAUAGAACAUACACUUGGUGGGGGUUUACUCACCACUUCUGGGUCGAAGCAGAGAAAGACUUCUAAGUUUGUAAUGGGUAAAUAUACAUUGUAUGAAACUAAGGAUCGAAUGUACAUUGUGGGAAGCAAUAAAAGGGAAACUAUGUUUCGUAUUUUAGAAAUUGAUCUUACUGUGCCUCGUGGAGAAUUGAGUGUGUUAGAGGAUAAUGUUUUUUUCACCAGGAAUGAAAUUAUGAAUGUAUUGGCAAGUUUGGAAGAAGCUACCGAGGACGGUUUACAUAAAAAAAUCACAGGCUAUGGUCUUUUGGGAUUCAUUAAAUUUACUUGUUGGUAUUACUUAAUAAUGGUUACCAAGUACAGCCAGGUUGCAGUGAUUGGUGGUCAUGGUAUUAACCAUAUUGAUGGAAUUGAUAUUAUUCCUAUUACGAACAACUAUAAGAAACCUGAAAAAAAUUCAGAUGAGGUAAGAUUAUUGAAUAUAUUCAAGGAUUUGGAUUUGACAAAAACUUUCUAUUUCAGUUAUACUUACGAUAUCACAAACACUUUACAGACUAAUAUUUUGCGGGAGAAAUUAAAAGCCGUUGACAGAUCUGAUAUUACUAUACCUUCCAUGAUAAGCGACUAUAAUGAGAUGUUUGUUUGGAAUAACAAUUUGUUAUCUCCAAUUUUUGCUUGUAUUGAUACUGUUUUUGAUUGGUUUCAAUGCAUUAUACAUGGAUUUAUUGACCAAGUAAAUGUUUCCGUUUUGGGGAAAUCCACAUACAUUACCUUAAUCGCAAGAAGGUCCCAUCAUUUCGCAGGUGCACGUUUCCUGAAACGUGGCGUUAACAAUAAAGGGUAUGUCGCUAAUGAAGUGGAAACAGAACAAAUCGUAACGGAUAUGAUUUUGACCCCAUUUCAUCAACCAGGAAAUGGAUUCUUCGAUAGUGAUCGCUAUACUUCCCAUGUGCAGCAUCGUGGCUCAAUUCCCUUAUAUUGGACUCAGGAUGCGUCCAAUUUAACUACAAAGCCGCCUAUUAGAAUUAAUGUGGUAGAUCCAUUUUUUGCUCCAGCUGCAUUGCAUUUCGAUAACUUAUUUCAAAGAUAUGGCGGUGGAACCAUUCAAAUUCUGAACCUAAUUAAGACCAAAGAAAAGACACCUAGAGAAACUAAAUUAUUAUGGGAAUUUGGGCAAUGUGUAGAUUAUCUGAAUGAAUUUUUGCCAACAAAAAAGAAAAUAGAUUAUACUUCCUGGGAUAUGAGCAGGGCUUCUAAACAAGAUGGUCAAGGUGUUAUUGAAUUUUUAGAGAAAUAUGCUGUAGACACCGUCACAAGAACAGGAAUAUUUCACAAUGGGCCAGAUUUCGCUUCUACCAAGAUUCAAGAAGGAAUAUGUCGAAGCAAUUGUAUCGACUGCCUUGAUAGAACCAAUGCUGCCCAAUUCGUUAUCGGCAAAAGGGCACUUGGUUUCCAACUCAAAUCUUUGGGAAUUAUCGAUAAUAGUUACUUAGAAUACGAUUCAGAUAUUGUAAACAUAUUGACCGAACUGUUCCAUGAUUUAGGUGAUACUAUUGCACUACAAUAUGGCGGCUCGCACUUGGUAAACACCAUGGAAACCUAUAGAAAAAUAAAUCAAUGGAGUUCACACUCAAGGGACAUGAUCGAAAGUAUUAAAAGGUUUUACAGUAAUUCAUUUGUCGAUGCACAAAGGCAAGAUGCUAUUAAUUUAUUUUUGGGUCAUUACGCUUGGAAAGAGGGAUUUCCCUCAUUGUGGGAAAUGAACACCGAUUUUUAUUUGCAUAAUGCGUAUACUCUCAACAUGCCAAGAAGGAGUUAUACUCACUGGUGGAAUGAUUACCACAUUAAAAGCAUAAAAGAACUGAUUAAUGAAGAACUCAUUGCAACAGGAAACGAUGUCACUAGAGAGAAAAUUAUUAAAAAUGUUAGAGGUUAUCCUGGCGCCUUCGAUAACUACUGGAAUGAAUACUAUCUACCAAGAUCGGUAACUUGGAUUCGCGAUCUUUUUGCAUAUAACAUGAACUCGACAAGAAGAUAUCAUAAUACGUUAACAAAACAGGAUAAAUCUAUGUCGCCAUUUACCUCCAGGAAACAGAGUUGGCUGAAUAACAAGCUGAAAAUGAUCACCUCCAGCAAGAAUUUGGAAGGAAUUAGUAUAAGAGAAACUGAAACUACUUGUUUAGAAAAAAACAUGUCUCCGAAGCAAGAAUUAGAACUGUAUGAGCAUUACUUACAUAUAAUCUCCAAUAGAAGCCAAAAGCUAGAAAACAAAAUGAAUUCAUUUUCAUACUCGAAAUAUCCCAUUUUUAUCAGUCAUGAAAAUAACGAAAUUUCAUCGGUAAAAGAAACUAUAGGAGAAUCGCCAGUUGAUAUUGCAGAAGAUUUUACUGAUUUAUACGACAGCGGUGAUAACGAUGAUGAAACGACAGUAGAAGCAUUGCUUAUUGCUCCUGAUCAUGUGUUGGUUGAUGAAAAAUUCUAUGAAAAAGUCCUCGAUGUCGAUAAUUAUAAACCUGUUCUUGAUAGCUACUCGACUGUUAUACAGAUCAAGCCCGAUAAUCUACAGCUCUAUAAGGACUUAUGUGUGUCCAAAGAUAUAAAACUUGAGUUUCAAUGA
Saccharomyces mikatae IFO 1815 is the source of this 2628-nucleotide messenger RNA. RefSeq names its product phosphatidylinositol-3,5-bisphosphate 5-phosphatase (gene FIG4). The record is from RefSeq and is a predicted model, not a curated record. Bases 1 to 2628 code for a protein of 875 amino acids. Lineage: Eukaryota; Fungi; Ascomycota; Saccharomycetes; Saccharomycetales; Saccharomycetaceae. Gene Ontology annotation, cellular component: intracellular membrane-bounded organelle. Gene Ontology annotation, molecular function: phosphatidylinositol-3,5-bisphosphate 5-phosphatase activity. Gene Ontology annotation, biological process: phosphatidylinositol dephosphorylation. The transcript has a single exon.